Cherax quadricarinatus is the source of this 1415-nucleotide messenger RNA. NCBI's taxonomy places the organism in Eukaryota, Metazoa, Arthropoda, Malacostraca, Decapoda, Parastacidae. The record is from RefSeq and is a predicted model, not a curated record.
CGAACCUCCCUUCACACGUACACCAUCUUCCAGUGUGUGUGGGUCUCCAUAAGUCGCUCCGUCUGCUUGGUGAAGUGCACCUUCUGCAGCGCCUAGGUCAGCGUCGUUGUUCCCCCCUCCCUCCUUACGAAGAGUCAUCAGGAUGUCGCUGCAGCGUCAAGUGAUGGUUAAGAUGAUGGGCAAGAGGGAGCCCGAACAGGAGAAGGAAGCAUUGGAAUGGAUCUUCACAGUACUGGGAGAACCCGUCCCUCAUGGGGAUUUCGGAGACAUUCUGCGGGACGGCCAGGUGUUGUGUCGACUGUUACCAGGAAAGCCAGGAAAUGCUUCCCUUCCCCCUGUGAAGGAAAACAAGAGAGAGUUCUCUGAAGAGGUGCUGGCCGCCUCCAAGACGGUCAUCGGACUGCAGGCUGGGUCAAACAAGGGUGCCACAGCCUCGGGUCAGAAUGUCGGAGCCCAGCGUAGGGUCAAUCAUCGGCAAGUAAGCCUCGAGCAGCGCCACCGUCGGGAAGAAUGCCUCCUUCGCCACCUCUGACAAACCCAGCCACUGUUUCAACCAUCUUUAACUCCAUCGGAACCACAAACUUAGUCACAUUUCUCCCUUGCAGUUUGUGCCUUGAUUUGAUAUGACUCACUACUUUUCCCAUUCUCGUAAAACGUUAAAAAAUCGUGUAAACAUAGACGGAACUAAGAUUUCAGCCAGAGUUCCGAUAUAGUAGUAAGUUGUAUAUAUUCAAGAGUAAGAACGUAUUCACUCUAGCGAGAAAAUUUCGACGAUUGGUGAAUAUAGUUGUCUCAUACAUCACACUUAAUUUCUUAUAUUAAAUAGCCUCUUAGGAAGUAUUUUUGUUACAACUAAUGAUAACGUUGUCGAAAUACAAUCCAAAGGCGAUACAGAUAAGAUUCAGAACACGAGUAUGAGAGGAUCCUGGACACAAACACUGGCUGGAUCAUUGCUUCAUCUCCCGCACCAGACUUGUUCACUUGAACAGACUAAAAUAUCAGUUGAAAAGUUGCCUUUGGUUAAAAAAAAAAGUUUACCCUGUUUUUUUUCGUCAGGAAAUUUAAGUAUGAUAUGACUUAUUAAUAAAGAAAAUGGGUAGUAAAAAUGUUGGUAGUUAUGGUUCGGUACAAUGCGUGAUGCUGUUGCUGCUGCUUCCCUAUUGAAAUAUUGAAAUAUAACUAUUGUAAUCUCGGAUCAACAUUACAAAAUCGACCUCAGUUAAGCUUUAAGCAUCACAGUCACAAAAAAAACUUGUACUGAGAGAGAGAAAAUCUGUAAACACAAAUGAAUCAAUCUCUCUCUCUUCAUAGUUUUUGUUUUUUAACUGUCAGCGGCGUGAUACUCCACUUAGAAAAUAUAUUCUGUGAUCCAUGAUUUAUGUGGCAUCUGGCCCUUUAAUAAAUUAAUCAAAGGC